AUGUCUUCUGGGAAAAUCCCCGCGAUCUUGUCUUGGGCCGAGGAAGUUGCCAGGAGCGUACCGAAAACCCCACCUAACACUGAUCGGUUCGAAAAACUGGCGGGCAACCUAGCGAGGCCUCCUUCAACUCAAGCAACUCAGCACACACGCAAGAGGUCGGUGUACGAAGCCGAGAAUCUGAUAUCCCUGUCAGAUCCUUCCAAAAGACCCUACCAACCCGCUUUUGGAACAACCGACGACAUCAUUGCCCUGGCCUCAUCAAGCUCCGCGGUUAGUCGGGGUGGUGGGAGAUCACCCUCAUCGAGUCUAUCGCGCGUGAAAGCUGAACUAGCCGCCGCUAGUCCCCGAGUGGUAUAUAUACAUGAAUCUGCCGACCCGAAAAGCCUCUCUGCGAGUCAGCUCCUAGCAACUCUAGCAAAAGAUUCGGAGUCCGGUGAGAAUGAAGAUGUUGCUCGGAAAAUCUCGAAUUCUUCGUGUCAAUGUGUCACUGAACUGCGUAGUGAAGGUUCUUGGGUGAAUAAGGUAGCACUACCGCUAUUGGAGGGCGCUAUUAGAGAACUACCGUUAGAGUGUUGGAGCAUCCAAACUGAAUCCGUUGACCCCCAGUACCAACCUCGCUAUACAGCCCGCGAUACAUAUAAUCGCAAAAUUGACUUGGUUGUUGGUCUUCCCGUCGACGCUUGGGAAGUGGAGUAUGAAAAGGCGGGGCUUCAUACCCCAGGGAAAUAUUUCAGCCACAUGACCCAUCCGCACACUGGAAAACGCGUUCUGGGCCCUGGUGUUGAAAUUAAAGCCACGGAUGGAAACUUAGUAGAAGCGCAAGUCCAGAUUGGGGUAUGGAUGACAGGGCUCCUGAUUUGGGCUUUCGCACAGCGCAGGAAUGUGAAAGACUUGCCUCCACUUGUUGGUUGCACUGCUGUUGGGGAGGACUGGAAAUUCUAUAUUGCAAUCGGAGUCGAAGGAUCUGGCGUCUUGAAAGAAGUACGCAUCUGGGGCCCUUUAUCUGACUUAGACGGGUGUACCACAAGUGUCAAACAUACUACGUCUCUUUUGAGAACUCUUCGUCGAGUCAUGGAGUACACAGUCGGGCAGUACAAGGAAGGCAUUUUUCAAGCAAUGACUUCUGGGGAUUAA
Penicillium samsonianum is the source of this 1134-nucleotide messenger RNA. RefSeq lists its product as uncharacterized. Bases 1 to 1134 code for a protein of 377 amino acids. Lineage: Eukaryota; Fungi; Ascomycota; Eurotiomycetes; Eurotiales; Aspergillaceae. The transcript has 3 exons. The record is from RefSeq and is a predicted model, not a curated record.